This is a messenger RNA of Cynara cardunculus var. scolymus (artichoke), 1943 nucleotides long. RefSeq names its product 5-amino-6-(5-phospho-D-ribitylamino)uracil phosphatase, chloroplastic-like. NCBI's taxonomy places the organism in Eukaryota, Viridiplantae, Streptophyta, Magnoliopsida, Asterales, Asteraceae. The transcript has a single exon. The record is from RefSeq and is a predicted model, not a curated record. Bases 637 to 1698 code for a protein of 353 amino acids.
CCUCCCUCCCAAAAGAAUCGCCAACACUCCCUCGAUUUUCUCUCCAUCUCUGUUUCCGAUUCCCAACAAAUUCAGGUUCUCUCAUUAUCCUUUUCCUGUAAAUAUAUACGUAUAUAAUCUAUAUCAAUAUAUACACACACCUGAUUUCGAUCUUUAAGCUCGUUAUUCAGCUGCAAAUUCCUAAACUCACCGCUGAAUUCUCUGCAUAUCGUUCUUCCUAUUGAGGUUUAUUUUCACCAGGAGUUGUUUCUUGUGUUCAUUUAUCGAUUAGGGUUUCUGCGAUCGUCACGACUUUGGGAAUUUUUUUUAUUCUAGGUUUAAAAAAAUUGGGUAUUUAGUGAAGUUCGGAUCUUUGUUUUGGAAGCCUGUUUCCCUUUAUCAUGCUUUUCCCCCUUUUUGCGACUGUCCAGAAUAAUUGAUACAGUUUUUUCCACAAAAGAUAUUCCUUUCGUUUUUGUGGGAAUCGAACCUUUUAAGUUAGGGUUUUUGUUGAUUCCACAAUUAUUGAAGGUGGUGGUAGUUUGUUGUUAUAAUACAAUCUGAAUAUUUGUAUCGAAUUUGACUGAAUUAUCGAAUUUGAUCGUGAUUUAGGGUUUUCUUUGUGUUCUUAAACGGAAUUCAAUCUAGUUGGAAGAGAUGAUUGAAUCAAUUUCUUCAACUUCCCUUUUAGGGCAUAGUUUGAUUUUAAGGCAUAACUUGAGAAAUGUUUCUGGUAAACAAAUUGUGGUUAAGCCGUGUUGUUUUCGGCGAUUUCGGGCGAUUAAGGCCCAAGCAAUGGAGCUGGCGAAGGAAUCGAAUUUGUACAGAGAAAAAGAGCGAUUUCCGCGGAGUUUCGAUACUGAUUUGGAUCAAAAACCGGGGUUGUGGCCACCGAAGAACAAGGCCGAUAAUCCAUCGUUACAGAACCCGUUGGUUCGACAAGAAAGAAUGGGUUGUGGUUGGUUAGGGGCGAUAUUCGAGUGGGAAGGCGUAUUGAUCGAAGAUAACCCUGAUCUCGAGAAGCAAUCGUGGCUUGCGCUUUCUCAAGAAGAAGGCAAAUCUCCACCUCCAGCUUUCGUUCUUCGAAGAAUCGAAGGUAUGAAGAACGAGCAAGCGAUUUCCGAAGUUUUAUGUUGGUCAAGAGAUCCGUCUCAGUUAAAGCGAAUGUCUUCACGAAAAGAAGAGAUUUACCAAGCUUUACAAGGUGGGAUUUACCGAUUUCGCGAUGGUUCUCGGGAAUUCGUGAACGUUUUAACCCGUUACAAGAUUCCAAUGGCGUUGGUCUCGACUCGCCCACGAAAGAAUAUUGAAGAAGCCAUUGGUGGCAUUGGGAUCGAAGAAGGGGUUUUCAACGCUGUAGUGACGGCCGAAGAUGUUUACAGAGGGAAACCCGAUCCCGAGAUGUUUGUUUACGCAGCGCAGUUAUUGAAGUUCAUACCCGAAAGAUGUAUCGUGUUCGGGAAUUCGAAUCUAACGGUCGAAGCGGCUCAUGAUGCGAAAAUGAAGUGUGUGGCUGUGGCUAGCAAACAUCCUGUUUAUGAACUAACUGCUGCUGAUUUGGUGGUAAGAUGGCUUGAUGAGCUUUCAGUAGUUGAUUUGAAGAAUCUUGCUGAUAUUGAAUCGGGUGAAUUUGGGUCAACGCCGGAGUUGGAAAUGGAGGUCGAGGAAGAUGAUCCACGCCCACCGCCACCGGCGGCCAUUGAUGAUGGUUUCUGGUGAUUUAUGAAGCUCUGUGUAUAGUAGUUUAUGGCUGAAUCUAAAAUGGCUACCCAUUGUAUAAAUAUGAAGGUAGGGAGGGGGGGAGCUGAAUUUAGAAAGAAAAGAGAUGGAAAUGGUGAUGUUGGUGGAUUACCAUAUUUAGGAUGGUGUAUCAUGUAUGUGUCAUUUAUGUUACAUGGGUCUGUUAUAUAUGUAUACAAAACUGUUUGUGAUUCAUAUGGUUUCUUGUGGUUUCUGCAGUUUCA